AUGGACGUGCUGGAGACGGCGCAACAGUGUCUGGAGAAGUGGGAAAAUGGUGGCGACGUGGAAUGUCGCAACCUACUAUCCGCAUCUCACUCAAACCCCUACGACCCCGACUGCAAUGCAGUCCUCACGACGGUGUACCAAGCCCUUCUAUCCUCCACUCUGACUUCUUUCUCUGCCAAGAAGACCAUCUCUGUGGACUCCGUGAUUUCCUUCAUUCGUUCCGUUCUGGAACACCUCCCCUCCUCGUCUACCGGUAAGGACAAGAACCCCAGCAUUGCUGCCAUUGGAGAUGUCCUGGUGGAUAUCAUAUGGUCCAUUGACGGGGAGCUGGAGGAGAUCCUAUUGGACGCGAAGAACAUGGCUACCGCUGCGGACCAGGACACGCUCUCUCCCACCACUGUCGCUCAAGCCGUCACUUCCAAGGAAAAUGCAGAGUCUGACAAGGCAACGUUGGUAUCACUACUCCGAAGGUUUCUGGUCAUUGGUGUUGUCGACCCCAAUAUUUGCCGCGAGCGGCUAGACAUCAAUUUGGUUGCCACCGCAGGGCUGAUACUCGACAAACUCUCUUUUGAGCGCAAAGAGAUUCGGAUGCGCACGGCUCUUUUCUACAAACAGAACAAGUUCAACCUGCUCCGUGAGCAAUCCGAGGGCUACAGCAAGCUAACUGCCGAGCUCACGGGUAGCUUGGGCCCCGCGCAUAAUCCUUCUACUGGGUAUCCUGUGGAGACCGCUGCUGGGAUCGAAGGCCGUGCUCGUCCAGCAUGGGAGCGGGCUCUGAGCCUCAUUGGGUACUUCGAUCUUGACCCUAAUCGCGCGCUCGACAUCAUCCUCGACGUGUUUUCUGUCCAUCUUGCAACGCACCACUCAUUCUUCUUGGCCCUGUUAUCCUUCUCCCCCUGGGGAGGCCAAACGCGGCAAGGCGUCAAGCAAGAGGAAAUGGCUGUCGAGCCAGAUGUUACACAGUACAGGGGAAAGACGCUUGACGAGAUUAUCUCGAUUGCCGAGCAACAAGCCGCCGCUCCUAUCAUCGCCACGAACAGCAGCAAUGCUCGCGUGCUAGCGCAGGUAUUGGGAUUCAAGUUCACCUACUAUCAGUCCCCGGAUGUCUUGGAAACAACUCCUCGCAACUUGUACCUAAUGGCGGCCGUACUAAUCCGCGAAGGGUUCUUGACGCUGGAAGACCUAUACCUUCAUAUUGGUCCCCUGGACGAGAAUAUGGUUGAACUGCACAAGGCGUACUUGGCCAAUGUCGAUGCUCGAAUCGCAGGCGCUAAAAUCAGUCAGCUUGCAAUGGCUGCGCCAUUGGAGUCUGGUGGGUCAUCCAGCGGAAAGCCAAAGCCCGCACCCGAGCCGAAGAAGGAGGAGAAGGUGGAGGAGACUCCCAACCAGAAGCUCGGACUUGUUCACGCACUACUCUCCGUUGGCGUUCUACGGCCGGCCAUCUCCAUACUGUCCAAGUUCCCUUGGAUGGUAGACGCGUACCCUGAGCUCGCGGACUUGAUGCUGCGAGUUGUGCACCACUCUUUUGGUCCGCUGUACGAAACGGCUGUCGAGCUAGUGUCUCCGAGUGCCGCCAAUAAGACGAAGCUUGCUUCGUUUGCGACGCCUCGUGCACGGUAUGGCUCGGCGGGAGUUGUCCCCGUUCCUGAGCGAAAGCCUCAGCUUUCCCUCGUGGCCCCGACACCUCCCGUCACUAGUACCACUGAGUUUGUGUUCUUCUACCCGGACUGGACCUCGCGCGUUCCCAUGUGCUCGUCUUACGACGAUCUUAUGGACGUUGUUGAGCCGCUGAUGCGAUUCAUCGGACUGCACAUCUCCCGAGACCCUACCUUCCUCACCAAGUUCGCACGGAUCGGACGUCAACACAUCUCUACAGUCUGCGAAGUCGAUCCCGCUACAAAGAAGCAGAUCGGCCUCCCAAACCCGGAACAUCCUGUCAUGCGGUUCUGGCUCAAAGUCAUCCGACUCUACUUCUUGCCCUCACUCCCGCUCAUCCGUGGCAAUGCAGUGUGCACUGUCGACGUGUGGAGUAUUGUCAGGCAGUAUGAGACGACAACUCGAUGGCAGCUAUAUGGGGAGUGGAAGUCCAGCGUCUACAAGUCGCACCCGGAGCUUCGAAUUCGUCAGGUCCAAGCGGAUCGUGAAGCGAAGGGGAUCAUGCGCCGACUUUCUCACAACACGGUUGGGACUCUUGCAGGCGCCGUCGCCAAACUCGCGAACUCCAACCCCUGCAUCUUCUUCACGAAUGCUGUCAACCAAGUCAUGGCUUACGACAAUUUGGCCGGUGUUGUGCUCCUGUCUCUGAACUUCGUCACCAUCAUGGGCUUUGAUGUCUUGGUCUAUGUCAUCCUCGACGCGCUUUCCAAUCCCCACAAGGAACGUGUCAAGGACGACGGCGUUAACACGUCGGAUUGGCUAUUGAGUCUUGCAUCCUUCACUGGCAUGCUCUAUCGUCGGUACAGCGCGGACCUGACGCCCAUCCUGAGCUACAUCGUCCACCAGCUCAACAACAGGCAAACCACGGAGAUCAUCGUCUUUAGGGAGCUCAUCUGGAAGAUGGCGAGCAUUGAACCACUCCCCAGCCUCUCCGACUCCCAGGUCGCAGCUAUGGCCGGUGGUCCUACGUUGCGCAUCGAGGCUGUCGCGUCCGCGGCCCGUGGUGCCCGCCAGGACAUCAAUGACACUGUCGGGAAGGCACACGCUCGUUUUGGCUUCUCCCUGAUCAACUCAAAGCUUGCACUACCGCUCCUCAUUCAAGUCGCCCAGCAGCGGCAGUCAUGUGUCUUUCAAGCGCCGGAUGCACACCUCAAGUCUCUUGCCAGCCUAUUCGACAUGACACAUGGGGUUCUCUUGCAAUACUUGGAACUUCUCACCACCCCUACCGUGAUCCCUGCCGAAGACUACGCCAACAAGAUAGUCCCUCCGCUGGCCGAGCUCCAUGAGAAGUACGGGAUCUGUGCAGCGAUCUGCAUGCAAAUUUACCGCCCCAUUCUCAACAACACGCUGCUUGCCGCUGCCCUGCAGUUCGAAGAACAGGAGCGCAUCGCGAGCGAGGAGGCGGAGAAGCGUCUCAAGGCUGCGCUCACUGCGAAACAGGGCGCUGCCAAUGCAGACACUGCCAACGAGGGGAAGGCUUCUUCCGAGUCCAAGCCUCCUGCCGAAGCGAAGCCCACAGUGUCCGAAUCUCCGUCUGGCGAUGUUGUCAUGGAGGUGGCCGAUCCUAAGCCUCCUUCCGCUCCUGAGAGUCCAUGGCUACCAGAGCUGAUUCCUCUUCUUGACGACGUUAAGAAGCUCAUCCCGCCGACCGUUUGCGACGUUAUUGGUGCACCGUUUUACUUGACCUUCUGGCAGCUGUCUACCUACGAUCUCACCCCGCCCACCACGAGGUACGACGAGGAAUACGGCUCGCUCAAGGCACUGCUUCAUCAAGAAGAUUCUCUGGCCAAUUCGGCUGCGCGUUCCCCAGACAGAGCAAAACGCAUGACCGCUGGCCUGCACAGGGAGAAGCACAGGCGCAUCGAUAUCAUCAUGAGCACCCUCCGUCGAGAGCUCAAGCAGCAGACCGCCUCGAGAAAGUUCACUCUCAAACGACUGGCGCGAGAGAAACAGCACUGGUUUGCUCACAAUCCCCCCCGGCCAACACUCGCGUCGUACAUGAUCGAACACUGUAUCCUUCCUAGAUGCUUGCUCUCCCCCAUGGACGCGGACUUCUGUGCCCAAUUCAUCAAAGUGAUGCAUCUCCAAGGCACCCCGGGAUUCUCCACCGUCAUGUGCUACGAUAAAAUCUUGAGUGACAACGUGAAGGUUGUUCUCUUCUCCUGUAGCGAAUAUGAAGCCCGCAAUUAUGGACGCUUCCUGCUUGGUAUCUUGGGUGACCUCUACAAGUGGUUCCAGAACAAGGAACUUUUCCGUCAAGAGAACCAUUUCAAGACUGGUGGCAAUACAACCCCCUUGCCGGGCUUCCAAAAUCGCAACACGUUGAUGGGGUGGAACGACUUCCAGCAGAUCCUACGGAAAUGGCACAAACGAGUCGCCAAGUGUUUGGAGGACUCAAUCAAGUCCGGCGAAUUCAUGCAUGUGUACAACACGAUCAUCCUCUUGAAAGAGAUACUCCCUGUGUUCCCUGUGGCCGCAAUCCACGAUAUCAGCGGACUUUGGGUCAGUUCUGCGAUCGAGAAGCUGCUGGAGAACGAGACUCGUGGUGACCUGAAGAUUCUCGCUCGCGCGUACCACGCAAGCUUGAAGAAGCGUGAGUCAAUAUGGGCACCUCCUGUACGUCCCAAGCCCAAGCCCCCAGCUCCUGCAGUCCAGCCGGACCGGUCUCGGGUGGGUACCCCUACGGCUUCUGGUGCUGCCGUUCCGCCUGCCGCGGACACCCGGCGGCCUGCUCCUCCCUCGGUGGCCCCGUCGGCGCCCAAGUCUCACGCGAACAGCGCGUCCACAACCUCACCUGCUCCCAUAGAGCGCAAUGGAACACCAAACAACACCAAGUCGGCCAUGGAGAGUGUACCACGGCCUGAGGUCGUCAAGAGGGUGCGUCCUGAAGCACGACCGACGGAGAACGGCAAGCCCGCAGUCGAGGUCAAGAACGAUGUGAUGGACAUUGACCAGCCUUCAACUCGCGACAUGCCGUCCAAGGUGGCAUCUCCCAUCCCUACAUCCCUCAGCCAAGAGUUGCGCAGCUCCCGACCGCCUACCCCCAAUCAAGCAUCGGCGGCGCGCUCGAACCCGUCCAAGCCGAUGCCAGGCUCUCCCCGAGUACCGCACGGCAUCCCCCCUCGCCCAGAUCUGCAGCAGCACAUGCCGCCCCCUUCCGAGCCGAGCCAAACCGCCUCUGCGCAGGAGCUCCGUGAGACUGCCAAGCACUCGAGGACCACCAACGGCGACAAGAGCGACGUCCACCCUCCCACGGAACCGCGCUCCCAAGCAGCCGCUGCGCCCUCGCCCGCCCGCCGCCGCUCCCCGUCGCCGCCGAGCCGUCCGGGAACACGCAACCCGAGCACGGAGUCGCGUGCGAGCGGAGACCGCCGGCUCACACGGGACAAGCCCGACGAGAAGCGGCCCGAGCGCGACCCGGCGCGGCGCGGCGACCGCCGUGCGGCGCGCGAAGAACGGGACAAGGACGGCGACCGCGAUCGGGAUGCGCGGCGCGACCGCCACGGGGACCGCGAGCGGCGCGACCGCGACAGGGACCGCGAACGCGAGCGCGAGCGGGACAAGGAGCGCGAGCGCGAGCGGGGGGACCGGCACGGGCACCGAGAGCGCGACGGGGAGCGGAGCGACAGGGAGCGGGACCGGCACCGGCGCGAGGACAGGUCGGACAAGGAGCGCGAACGGGAGAGCCGCAAGGAGCGCGAGGCGGCGGGUCGGGGCUCCAGGCCAGACACGGGCCGGCACCGCGCCGACGACACGCUCGGGAAACGGAGGAGGGGGGGAGACGACGAGCCGGACCGGCCUUCAAAGCGGUCGUCGCGGAAGGAGAGCCACCACGAAGACCGGAGCCGCCGCUCGUCGGAGAAGGACGGCCACGACCGCAGCGGGCGCGACGGCGACCGCCGGCGGAAGGACCGGGACGGCGACGGCGACGGCAAGGGCCUCUCGAUCGACACCAAGCUCGGCGAGAAGCGCAUCCCCGACGGGCCUGCGUCCGCGAAGACCCUCCCGCCCUCGACGCCCUCCGCGCCGCGCGCGAUGGCCGGGGACGCGCGCAAGCCCCCGACGGGCGCGACCGCGACCGCGACCGGGAGCGCGACGGCUGGAAGCGCGGGGAGCCCCCGCACGUCGUCUCUGGACGGCCCGGAUGGCGGCGGCGGCGGCGGCGGGAGGAAGGCGGACGACGAGCGCGGGUCGGACGGCGGGCGGAAGCGCACGCUCGCGGACCGCGACGGGGACGGGGGCGGGGGCGGGGGCGCAGGGGAGCCCGCGGCGCAGGCCCCGAAGCGGCCGAAGAUCAUCCGGGACCGGUAUCUGGCGAAGGCGUUGCCGUCGAUGGACGGGGAGAAGGCGAGGGCGCGGAGGGACUGA
Molecule: messenger RNA, 6024 nt
Organism: Epithele typhae
Lineage: Eukaryota; Fungi; Basidiomycota; Agaricomycetes; Polyporales; Epitheliaceae
Product: transcription factor/nuclear export subunit protein 2-domain-containing protein
Exons: 23
Coding region: 1-6024 (2007 amino acids)
Biological process (GO): mRNA processing; mRNA export from nucleus
Cellular component (GO): THO complex part of transcription export complex
Molecular function (GO): mRNA binding
Source: RefSeq, a predicted model, not a curated record